AUGGCUGACGCCUUCGCACCGCGCUCCAUGAAGCGCAAGAACGUCAAGGGUCUCGCUCUCAAAGCGCCCGCCCCGAAACCCCCCCCGACAGCCGAGAAUGCCUCGCGCCCCGCGAAUGGCAAGGGCGAUGAUAACGCCGCGCAGCUGGAAAUCGGGAUCGAGUUCAACUUGGAUCUGAAGCCCGACGACCUCGAAAUCAUUAAGGACCUCGGCGCUGGUAAUGGCGGGACGAUUAUCCACGUCGAGGCAAAAAAGGAAAUGCGCAAACGCAUCGUUCGAGAGUUGCAAAUCAUGCACGGCUGCCAUUCCGACUACAUCGUCACCUUCUACGGCGCCUUUCUCAACGAGAACAAUGAUGUGAUUAUGUGCAUGGAGUAUAUGGAUGUUGGAUCACUCGAUCGUAUCUCAAGAGUCUUUGGGCCGGUUCGGGUGGAUGUUCUGGGCAAAAUCGCUGAGGCAACGCUGGGUGGUCUCACCUACCUCUACUCAAAACACCACAUCAUGCACCGUGACAUCAAGCCGUCUAAUAUUCUCGUCAACUCUCGGGGUUCUAUCAAACUCUGCGACUUUGGAGUGUCGGGGGAGCUUAUCAACUCUGUUGCCGACACGUUCGUGGGCACAUCCACGUACAUGGCCCCUGAAAGAAUUCAGGGCGAGAGAUACACAGUGAAGUCGGACGUGUGGAGCUUCGGUCUAAGCAUCAUGGAGCUGGCAAUCGGCAAAUUCCCGUUCGCAGCGAGCGAGCAAUUAUCGGAUGCAGAAAGUGCACCCGCCGGUAUUCUCGAUUUGCUCCAGCAAAUCGUUCAUGAGCCGGCGCCUCAACUUCCCAAGAGUGAUGCUUUCCCUCAGAUUCUUGAGGACAUGAUCCAGAGGUGUCUUUACAAGGAACCCGAGCGGCGGCCAACACCACAAGAUCUUUUUGACCGAGACCUGUUCGUACAGGCUGCCAAGAGGACCCCCGUUGACCUGAGAGAAUGGGCCUGCGGCUUAAUGGACCGAGACAACCGCAAAUCUCACCUAGCGCCCCAGCUUUCACCGGCGACUCAAGAUCUUCUGCGUGCGAGUGACUCGCCAACAUUUGCACAGCAGACACCGACUUCAUCGUACCGAAACGACCCGCGUCAAGCGGCCGACCACACCAAUUUGGCCGCCCAAGUCGAUCGUCUGUAUAUUCGGGAAUGGGAUCAGGAAUAA
Molecule: messenger RNA, 1194 nt
Organism: Chaetomium globosum CBS 148.51
Lineage: Eukaryota; Fungi; Ascomycota; Sordariomycetes; Sordariales; Chaetomiaceae
Exons: 5
Coding region: 1-1194 (397 amino acids)
Biological process (GO): protein phosphorylation
Molecular function (GO): protein kinase activity; ATP binding
Source: RefSeq, a predicted model, not a curated record